AUGGCCGCGCUGCUCUGCUUCGUGCUGCUUAUGUACUUCACAAGUCUAUCUACUGCCCAGACUACUGAUUGCCCGCGCUUCAGUAAACAAUGUAUGAAUGCUGCAAAUGGGUGUGAGAGUGUCUGGACUAUUGUUGAAGAUGUCUGCAAUAUUUCAGGUAAUAGAUGCAAGGCAGAAGAUGCUAUUGGCUGUAAUAGAAUCAUCCAGGCUCUGGCUGACAAAUAUCCAGAAUUUAAAAACUGUGUCUGCACUACAGAUGGUCCCUGCAGCAUCACAGCUAUACUCGGGAAUCGAUGCAGUGCUGACAAAGAGAGUAUGGAAAGUUCAUCAAGAUCAAAUGCUGAGCUGAGUUUUAGGCAGCACAGAAAGCCCCAAAGCCAAAGACACCCCGGUGAAUUAGAGAAGGAUUGCACCACUGCAAAAAGAUUCUGUCAAGAGGAUCUGUACUGCUCUUCAGUGUAUAGGAGCUUCCAGAGAGCGUGCCGGGCAGAGGCAGCAAAAUGUAGGAUGGGCAGCCAGGAAUGUUUGUCAGCAUGGAAAGAACUGAGGAAAACAGUGCUGGGAGAGUGCAAGUGCUCGGAGCCACUACAAAGGAGAUGCCUUAGAAUAUGGAAGGGAAUAUUUAGCAACCCUUGUGUGCAAUACUCUCAAGGGAACCAAGAUUCAGUAGCUGGCGAAAAUGGUGAUGAAGAUGAUGAUGAUGGUGAUGAUCAUGAUAAAAAUCAGGAUGCUGACACAGCAUACACAGCAAACAGAUCCUGUUUGGAUGUGAACAUGGACUGUGUUGAAGAUGAAGUAUGUAACAAACAGUUGUCCCUGUACCUUAAGGUCUGUUCAGUAAAUAAGAAGUGCAACAUGGAAGAAUGCCAAGCAGCAAUGAGGUUCUUCUAUCACAACAUGCCUUUUGAAGUUGCCCAAAUGAUGACAUUUUGUGAUUGCGUCCAGCCUGACGAAUCCUGCCACAGUGCCAAGGAACUUCUUCAUGGCAAGCCCUGUGCAAUUACUUCAGCUCCAGUCCCAUCAUGUCUAAGUGUAAUUCACAUGUGUGAGGAAAAUGAAUUGUGCAGGAAAAAAUACAAAGCUUUUUGGGACAAAUGUUGGAGACACGUGACCAAAGAAUGCUAUGAAGAUGAAGGCUGUCUUGAAACUUUAAUUAAAGACGACAUGCCCUGUUCUGCAAACGCUGAUUGCAAAGCAGCCUACAUCAGCAACUGGGGCACAAUGCUACGUGUGGAGUGCACCUGUCAGAAUUCACCACCGGCAGAACAGUCGCUGUGCAAGCUCUUCCAUCACAUGCUGCACAGCACGUCCUGCUUCAGUCAGCUACGUGAGUAA
Molecule: messenger RNA, 1335 nt
Organism: Phasianus colchicus (ring-necked pheasant)
Lineage: Eukaryota; Metazoa; Chordata; Aves; Galliformes; Phasianidae
Source: RefSeq, a predicted model, not a curated record